This is a messenger RNA of Cantharellus anzutake, 1797 nucleotides long. RefSeq lists its product as uncharacterized. The record is from RefSeq and is a predicted model, not a curated record. The coding region runs from base 1 to 1797 and encodes 598 amino acids. The transcript is spliced from 3 exons. NCBI's taxonomy places the organism in Eukaryota, Fungi, Basidiomycota, Agaricomycetes, Cantharellales, Hydnaceae.
AUGAAUGCCAGAGGCGUGCCCUACGCGAGAUUCCUAGAUGCUACGUUUCCCAUCUGGAAAAACCUUCCCACAAGGCAGUUUAAUAAGCUGCGAAAGCCAUUACGCCAGCUGAGAGACAGAUACCUGGAGGUGGCGGAGGAUCUAGGCAGCAAGGAGGAAGAUCUCUACGAGCCCUUCGCUGAUCUCAUGCAUAAGAUCCUCCACAAUAAUGCAGGGUUGUGUGAAUAUGUAAAGUCGCAUAAGAAACGAAAACUCCAGGGCGCCGUCAAAGAGGCAGCGAGAGGUCCUGAUGGAGUCAUCAUUUACAAGCCGCCCGGGCAGAACGAGCCAACAAAUGCCGAUGACUUGCAUUGGAGAGAAAUUCUCCUUGUUAUUGAUCUGAAAAGAACGAAGAACUUUGGGGCUACACUGAACCCUCCAAAGUCAAAUUCCGGAAUGACAGAAGAACAGAUCGAGAUCGAGUUGAAGAAAAACGGCAGUGUGAAAUUGGAUGGGAGACAACAACUUGCCAGCUAUGGGUUGGAACAACUCUCAAGCAACCCCCUUAAGCAGUUUAGCCAUGGCAUGGCCGUCAUUGAUUCCUUCGUUGAAUCUUGGUACUACGACCGCUCCGGGCCGAUAGGAUCCAGUGUUAUCGACCUUCGGAGGGAUGAUGAUUUCGAGCUAUUCUGUAAGCAAGUACUAGCCACAUCAUAUGCAGAUCCUCUCAGCUUUGGCUUCAAUCCCCGCUUUGACAUCAAGCGGCCAGUCUCUGCCAAUUCACAAAAGAUCACCAUUGGCGGUUGGGACAUCUCAUUCGACGCGUCUAGACCCAUCCACGUCUCGCGUGGGUUUACUGGGAGGUGCUCGACCAUAUUCUGUGCGUCAACACAAACCCCCGACACUGGAGUGGAACACCAAUGCGUUUUAAAGCUUUCUUACCAACCCUGCGAUCGCAUACCUUCGGAGGCUGACCAUUACGCACUUUUGUGGGAAAAAGAAGUCAAGGGUAUACCGGAAAUUCUCUGCUGGGAAAAAUUCCCGAGUCUCGCAGAGGAGGGGCCACGCUGUGCUCUCAUGGAAUAUCUACCGGACUAUCAGUUCGGUGCGGCGAGAUAUCUAGAAGCUAUUGUCAUCGCUGAGAGGUUCGAGCCUAUCACGUCCAUUGAUAUCAACAAGGACACGAAGUCGAUUUUUAAAGUCUUCCUUUCUAUCAUCGAAACACAUCAUCAGGCCUAUGAGGUAGCAGGCAUACUUCACCGGGACAUUCACGUCGACAAUCUCAUGUGGACGAUUGUGGAUGGCCAGCCCACGGGAUUUCUGAUUGACUGGGAUUUUGCCAGUGGACCUGCUACACAUCCUCCCGAAGAUCAUCAGCAAACUGCCUUCACGCUCAAUGCAGCCUCCCUCGCGAUUGAUCUACUCCAGAACGAACCACUCCCUCGUCUCUAUCGUCACGAUCUCGAGUCUUUCUUUUGGGCACUUUGGUCGAUUAUUCUGACGGGAGCGGACGCUGUUGGGUUGGACGAGUUUGUGAAGGUGUCCAGGUGGGAGCAAGGUAGUGUGGAAGAACGUAAGGCUUGGAAGCAGGCUUUCCUCGAUCGAGGUUAUCGAGGUGCAAUUGCACGGCUGAAUGAAAGUGAGAAGACUGGUCUCUCCCUCCCUAACAUCACAGCUUGUCUUGUGCAGCUGUGCCAGCUCAUUUUUGAUGGUCAGGAGGCGAUAGAAUACAGGAGUGAACUGACGAACGUUGAGACUGCCGAUGAUCACAUCACGUAUGCCAAGUUUGUAGCUGCUGUGAAACUUGCGAUUCAAUAG